This is a messenger RNA of Sarcophilus harrisii (Tasmanian devil), 3906 nucleotides long. It is a transcript of the gene EXOC6B, whose product is annotated as exocyst complex component 6B. The coding region runs from base 1262 to 3592 and encodes 776 amino acids. Gene Ontology annotation, cellular component: exocyst; membrane. The transcript has 24 exons. Lineage: Eukaryota; Metazoa; Chordata; Mammalia; Dasyuromorphia; Dasyuridae. The record is from RefSeq and is a predicted model, not a curated record. Gene Ontology annotation, biological process: intracellular protein transport; exocytosis; Golgi to plasma membrane transport.
UUGUUUUUGCUUUAGCAGAUGUGGACUCUGAGGCUUGGGCAGAGGGAAUCAGGAGUGCGAGGGUUUCUGCUGGAUGAGGAAGGACCAUGUGAGAGAAGGGAGGCUGCCCUUUGUGGUCUGGGGAUGAGCUUGGAGUCAGUGGCAGUUACUGCCUCCGAUGGCCUUUAUGUUUCUGAACUCUGAACGGUCAGGACAUGAGGUGCUGACUCUCCCUGUACCUUGGGUUGAUGUAUACUCACACCAUACUGCACAAACGCGUAAAGAAGGCUCCAAACUGGGAGGCCAGGGUCCUGGGCUGCGGCUGUGAAGGUGCCUUCACAGGAUGCUCUUUGCUCUAGCUUGGGGAGCCCCCAAGGUGACCCGGGGGUAGAGUUUGGAUCUGAGUCAGAAAAAUGAAAAAGAAAAUAGACUACAGGACGAGGAGGGCCCACCGUGAUAAUAAGGGGAGGUGCCCCUUCUGAUCCCCCCGAAAUUUACUGAGCUGAGGAACAGCAGCAGGAGGCAGGGGCAAAGCUGCUCUGAGUCUCUUAGGAUGAGAGAUUUAACAAGCUUGAGAUGGAGAAGCCACAAGGGCCUGGGGGGACAGAGGGACUGAUGUCACUCGAGAGGCUGUUUGUCCUUGGGGAUAGCAGGUGGGGCUGAGAUGGCAAAGAUGAUGACACAAUCCCAAGAUUCCCUGGACCAAUUAAUCCGAAGGCUGAGAUGCAGGCUGAGUGCCACAGGAAAGGCAAGAAUCGGUUUUUGGGGCAGUGGACCUUUAACCUUUGGGCGGCAGAGCUUCUUCCCAUCUUGUUAGUCUUUUGGAAGCUCUGGCAAGUCUGUAGUUGCCACAGAUGCCAGUCCCCCCAAACAGCCUGGUUUUCCGGGGUUCUGGCAGCAGACCCCACUCACAUGGUGCUGCCCCUCAGGGCCUGUUUGAAACUCGGGGACAGACGGCCUGAGCCAGGAUGCUGCUCCACCUUUGAGUCAUCCCUUUAACUCCCCAGAGAGUGUGCUAUCCCCUCCCCCUCUCCCUGCCCAGGGCUUACAGGCUUACUCUUGGGACCGUUUCUGAGGGCCGGGGCAGGGCGGCUACAGAGUUUAUGACUUCUCUACUCUUGGGGUUACAGGGCAUGAAGAGGGUGCAGCUCUGGGCUACGUGGAUGGUGCCAUUCAGUAUUGCUGGUGUGGACUACGUGGGGGGUAGAAUCGGGACAGCUGGGACAGAGUCAGGCUCUCCACGUGCCGAUCUGUCUACGAUGGGGAGGAGCAUGGUCGGUUCAUGGAAAAGCUGGAAUCCCGUAUCCGCAAUCAUGACCGGGAGAUUGAGAAAAUGUGUAACUUCCAUUACCAGGGCUUUGUGGACUCCAUCACCGAACUUCUGAAAGUGAGAGGAGAAGCCCACAGAUUGAAGAAUCAAGUGACUGAUACUAAUAGAAAACUGCAGCACGAGGGGAAGGAACUGGUAGUAGCAAUGGAAGAGCUGAAGCAAUGUCGACUGCAGCAGAGAAAUAUUUCUGCCACAGUUGAUAAAUUAAUGCUAUGUCUGCCAGUCCUGGAGAUGUACAGCAAACUGAGGGAACAGAUGAAAACGAAAAGGCAUUACCCUGCAUUGAAAACUCUGGAGCAUCUGGAACACACCUACCUGCCCCAAGUGAGCCACUAUCGCUUCUGCAAGGUCAUGGUGGACAAUAUCCCCAAGCUUCGGGAAGAAAUCAAGGAUGUUUCCAUGUCUGAUCUCAAAGACUUCUUGGAAAGUAUUCGAAAGCACUCAGACAAAAUCGGGGAGACUGCUAUGAAGCAGGCGCAACAGCAAAGGAACCUGGAUAACAUCAUCUCACAACAACCCAGAAUAGGCAGCAGGAAAAAAUCCAAGAAAGAUGCAUAUACCAACUUGGAUACAGAGCUAGAAAGCACUAGCCCCAAGUCUGAGCAAGAUUCAGGGAUUCUGGACGUUGAAGAUGAAGAAGAGGAUGAAGAGGUGCCCGGGGCCCAAGAAUUGGUGGAUUUCUCUCCUGUUUAUCGCUGUCUGCACAUAUAUUCUGUACUGGGUGCUCGGGAAACCUUCGAAAACUACUACAGGAAACAGAGGCGGAAACAGGCUCGGCUAGUGCUCCAGCCUCCCUCCAACAUGCAUGAAACUUUAGAUGGCUACAGGAAAUAUUUUAAUCAAAUUGUAGGUUUUUUUGUGGUUGAAGAUCACAUUUUACAUACAACUCAGGGCUUAGUGAAUAGAGCCUACAUUGAUGAACUAUGGGAAAUGGCCUUGUCAAAAACCAUUGCUGCACUUCGGACACACUCGUCUUACUGCUCAGACCCAGACCUGGUAUUAGAUUUGAAGAACCUCAUUGUCCUUUUUGCCGAUACACUUCAGGUGUAUGGUUUCCCAGUAAACCAGCUUUUUGACAUGCUGCUUGAGAUCAGAGACCAGUAUAGUGACACCCUAUUGAAGAAAUGGGCGGGCGUUUUCAGAAACAUUCUUGAUUCAGACAACUAUAGCCCCAUACCAGUGUCCAGUGAGGAGCUCUAUAAGAAGGUGGUUGGACAGUUCCCCUUCCAAGAUCCAGAUCUGGAAAAGCAGCCGUUUCCAAAGAAGUUUCCUUUCUCUGAAUUUGUGCCUAAGGUUUACAAUCAAAUUAAAGAAUUUAUCUACGCCUGUCUUAAGUUCUCAGAAGAUCUCCAUCUGAGCUCCACCGAGGUGGACGACAUGAUCCGGAAGUCGACAAACCUGCUAUUGACACGAACGCUGAGCAGCGCUCUGCAGAAUGUCAUCAAGAGGAAGAACGUGGGGCUGACGGAGCUUGUCCAGAUUAUCAUCAAUACAACCCACUUGGAGAAGUCCUGCAAGUACCUGGAGGAGUUCAUCACCAAUAUCACCAACGUGCUCCCUGAGACCGUCCAUACCACAAAGCUGUACGGGACCACCACAUUCAAGGAUGCCCGGCAUGCUGCAGAGGAAGAGAUUUAUACGAACUUGAACCAGAAGAUCGAUCAGUUCCUGCAGCUGGCCGACUACGACUGGAUGGCCGGGGACCCGGGCAGCAGGGCCAGUGACUACCUGAUGGACCUCAUUGCCUUUCUCCGGAGCACCUUUGCAGUCUUCACACACCUGCCUGGGGAUGUAAUUGCCCACUCGACAAUGUCGGGGAAGGUGGCUCAGACUGCGUGCAUGUCUGCCUGCAAGCACCUGGCCACGUCACUGAUGCAGCUGCUGCUGGAAGCGGACGUGCGGCAGCUCAGCCUGGGUGCCCUGCAGCAGUUCAACCUGGACGUCCAGGAGUGCGAACAGUUUGCCAGAUCCGGCCCGGUGCCUGGGUUCCAGGAGGACACGCUGCAGUUGGCCUUCAUCGACUUGAGACAACUCUUGGAUCUCUUCACCCAGUGGGACUGGUCGACAUACCUCGCUGACUAUGGCCAACCCACCUGCAAGUACCUGCGGGUCAACCCGGUGACAGCCCUGGCCCUGCUUGAAAAGAUAUCCAGAGAGAUGAAGGACACCAGCCGCAAGAACAACAUGUUUGCCCAGUUCCGGAAGAAUGAGCGGGACAAGCAGAAGCUCAUCGACACCGUGGCCAAGCAGCUGCGGGGACUUAUCAACAGCCACCACUCGUGAGGGCGGGGGGCGCCCCGGGGGGCCGGCCUCGGGCGCUCCGGAGGCUCCAGAGAGAAUAUAUGUAUUUUUUGUAUGCCUUCUGUACAGUAGCCACAGACCCCCGGAGCCGAGCGGGGCGGAGGGAAGGAGCCAGGGCGACCAAGUUGGGGGCUCCUCGGGGGGUCCCAGCCCGCCUUGGGCUCUCCUUCCUGCCCGCUUCCUGCUCCCUUGGGCCGGCCCUGCCUCCCUGUGCCCACCGCCGGCCUCCCUAUGCCCACCGCUGGCCUCCUAAUUUCAAGUCUCACCAUCAGCCCGGGGGGGGAGGAGGACCCAGG